AAUUCAACAUGGCUAAGUUUACACUUCCUCUUCACAUCAAUCCACAAGAUCUUCUCCCUCCACGCUGCGUAUAUGCCCAUGACAGGAACUUCCUUCCUCCGUGCCAUGGCUGUGACAGCGUCCCUCUUCAGCGUUGUCGCUUCCUCGGCCUUUGUUCCAGUAGACGACCCUCACCGCGUCUCGGUGUUCGACGCGACGGUCUCUGGUCUAGCGCCGAAGCCGCCGGGUGCUUUCGACAUGUACAUUCUGGCGCAGAGCUGGCAGCCGACCUUCUGCUUCGGCAAGGAGCAGGAGUACCCAGGCUGUCGUGCACCGCAGAGCUACUGGCGCUCGCACCUGACGCUGCACGGGCUGUGGCCCGAGCUGUCCGGCAGCGCGCCGCCCAGCUUCUGCUCUGGUGAGGCCUUCGACGCCGACCUCAUCGAGCGUGGGCUUGGUAUCGACACGCUACACCAGUACUGGCCCGACGUCAAGUUCAGCGAGGCGUCACCGCAGUACCCCGACUUCUGGAAGCACGAGUGGACCCGGCACGGCACCUGUUCCGGCCUCAAACAGGUCGACUACUUCACGCACGCCAUCAACCUCGAGCGCAACGAGACGCUCGCGCCCACGCCGCAGUUCGUGCAGGACCAUAUCGGCAAACAGGUGGACGUCAAGAAGCUGCGCGAGGCGUUCGGCGACGCGGCACUCAAAUGCCAGCGUUCCAAGCACGUCACCAUGUUCUCACAGGUCUUCACGUGCUGGCAGAAGGACGCGCACAACGUGCCGACGCAGCGCCGCGCCUGUCCGGCGCAUAUUCACUCGGAAGACUCGUGCGGCAAAGGCAGUGUGACCAUCCCCGCCUUCGACUAGCGAGGCCAACAUGCGUUGACUCAUACCGGUCGACGAUAAAGUGCAAGCCGGGCUCUGACUACUUCACGAUAGUCGGUCCACGAAUGCACGUCGUAAAUCCUCACGACUUGACCGGGGUAGCGUUGCUCUAAACCGUGUAGGUCCAACGUUGUAACAUUUCAUAUUGGUGUACGUGCGUAGACUCCUCUCAUUUGCGUCGUGUCCACCUGGAGCCACGGCACGGCACGCCACCAGAGUCUCGAUGCGCGUGCUCAGUUUAGUGUUUUCUAGCUUUCGAUCUUCAGGUGACGGAGGCUCGUAGUCCAUGGCGUUGCGGUGGAUUGAAGUUGUACCGCUCGACGCUCGCCAGGGUGUAAUGGAACCAUUUUGUCACGUUGAUGCAGACCACUUGAGGCUUGCAUGCAGUGGAUCCCGUGGCUGGUAAUCGAUUGUAACAUGAAUCGAUCAUAGCGCCUGUAGACGCGCAAUCGAAACGCAAGAAGCUGUUGGUGGUGAACGCUCGCUUAUGCGGAGCUGUUAUCAUUACUACUGGUUGAUCGUACACUACUUCGUGUCGCUAACUUAUCUUCCUCAUACUUAAACGUCAUGCACACAUAGUUUCCUCUAGCACAUGGAGGCCCGCACCAGCGAGACGCGCAGUGGCGGCAGCACUGCUGUCGACGUUGCGACUGUCACGGGUGACACACUGCGCUGCUGGGUUGAGUAGGACGCACGACGAGAUACGUCGUCUGUGACGGUCAGUUUGGGUAGC
Messenger RNA from Phytophthora nicotianae INRA-310, 1603 nucleotides. RefSeq lists its product as hypothetical. Gene Ontology annotation, cellular component: extracellular region. The record is from RefSeq and is a predicted model, not a curated record. NCBI's taxonomy places the organism in Eukaryota, Oomycota, Peronosporomycetes, Peronosporales, Peronosporaceae. The transcript has a single exon. Gene Ontology annotation, molecular function: ribonuclease T2 activity; RNA binding. Gene Ontology annotation, biological process: RNA catabolic process. The coding region runs from base 73 to 852 and encodes 259 amino acids.